This is a messenger RNA of Ostrinia furnacalis (Asian corn borer), 4091 nucleotides long. RefSeq names its product putative nuclease HARBI1. Lineage: Eukaryota; Metazoa; Arthropoda; Insecta; Lepidoptera; Crambidae. The coding region runs from base 3380 to 3973 and encodes 197 amino acids. The record is from RefSeq and is a predicted model, not a curated record. The transcript has 4 exons.
UUAAUCGAUUGCCAAUCUUCUAUGUCUACUUCUAGUGAGAUGGCCUCUAGUGCCUUUCCAGUUAGUUUGUUUCGAAUCAGACAGAUCGCGAUUGGAUCGUUAUUUCCAAUAUUGCGCGCGGCUAAUAUGGAUUCUAUGGAUCUUAUAUAGACAUUCAAUGAUUUUGCGUUCCCAUCAUAGGAAGGUAAUAUUUUGUCAAUUAGGUCAUAAUUGGAUUCUAUUAUCGAUUUCGUUUCGUUUUUUAGGACCUGAGUGGCCACGUUAGCUAGGUCACCUAAGCUGCUGCCUCGUAUAUUCAUUUUUAAAUGCGAAAAUAUAAGUAGGUAUAACCACAAUAAGUAUACUUAACUAGAAAUAUGGAAAUUUGAAUCACACAAUUCUGAAAAGGACGUGCUAUAUACUUUUUGAGGAAAUGUGGACAAUUGAAUCACACAAUUUCAGGAAUGUUUUGUAGGAAAAGCGGGAAAAUGGGAUCACACACUUUUCACAGGACGGUAUGAUAAGGACUACUGGGCAACAAAGUAAGCUUACUUACCCCCAAUAUAGCCUCAUCUCCCAGGUUUGAGUCUGAUGGCGCGCUGGUCUCGGUGCUGGUGCUGGUCCUCAGCUACGGUAGGUUCAGCAGGAUAGUGCGGCGGCGUGCAGAGGUUGAUGCUCGCCCAGGGCCUGGUUGUGGUCUUCGGCUGCUGCGGUGUAUUCGUUGGAUACGCCUGAAGCUGUUAGCACUGACUCUACAACUUUACUAUUCUACCACAACUGCGCCAGUUAUGUAUGGAGCGUAGCCGGGAAGCUUUUAAAAACACACGUCUUGACCAAGCGGCCGUUUAUUUCAGACUAACUUUACCAUACACUUUAUCUUACAGCUAAGUUCUUAUCUCUAACUUAUAACUGUUUUAUUAUUGAAAACUCUAAGAAAUUUUAUCAACACAUUUUAUUGUAAAAACCAAGACAACAUGAAUGACAGAACAUGCAAUGGCGGGCAAUCUGACAGAUGACAUUAAGUUAACAGAAACCAUAAAUAAAACAAUAACUACCACUUAAUUACUUGGGUUCGUGAGAACCCUCUAAAAACUAGGCACUUAUCCUACAUAACUCGAUACAAAAAAGUUUUCUUACUUUCAAAUGUAGGAAUUGAAAUUACCUUGUCUAGUCCUAAGUCUUUAAUUUCUGAUAUUGCUUCACUGAAAGCUGUCGGUAUGGCAGGUACAUCAGCUGUGAUGAUUUUUUUCUUGCAGUAUUGCUUCGUCUCACUCAAACUCACGAGUUUCCUCUCGAGGAGAUGAACUGUGAAUCUAUGACUGAGAAUGAAAUUGUUAUUUAUCGCACUCAAAAAUGGACUUAGAUUUUGACGAGACUGAUAUUAAUUCAACUUUUUUUACAAGUAAACUGAAAAUUUUAUCGGGAACUUCAUCACGAAAUUUUUUUGUCCACUUAAAAAUUAGUUUUGGGUUUUUAAUAGUUUUAUAAAAUCUAAUACAAUACAUAAGAUUUUAUUUUGCGACAAAAUGUUUUCAAUGAUACCUACUUAAAUGUCUACUUAGUUUUGGUGUCAUACCGCACUGAUACAUGAUCACCGAUAUUAUAUUUUAUAGCAAUUCUUCAUCUGAAACAGCAUCUAAUAUAUCAGAAUCUCUAUGGCUGCUCAUAGAAUCUGAAACGCUAGUUGUGGAACUGUGAGAGUGAUUCUCCUCUCAACAAAUAGUUAUUUAGUCCUAAAAUCAGAGGAAUAUCAUCAUCGAUUUCAUUGUUUAUUUCAACAGAAUAUAUUCCAGAAUGCCGAACAUGUUCUCCGUAAUAGGAUCUUGCUUGCUUUAGUUGGUAGGUGCCUAGAGCGAAUCUCUUCAGGUCUGUAAUUGAGUUUUGGAAAUCUCACUAAAUGAGGAUGAUUGCCAUCAAUCCGCUCAGGCUCAGGAAUACGCAAAUCCACACUUGAUCUAGGUUUGUUGAAAAAAUAUCGAUAUAUUCGAUAUUAUUAAUUCGAUAUAUCGAUAUUUUUUGCCGAUAUAUUGUUAACCGAUGAAUCGAUAUAAGCUUGGAAGUGCCUUUACAGCCGACGCCGGCUACCAAUUCUAAAGUCGCUAGAAUCCAAAGCCGUAAAACAAAUGGAAAAAUAACUGUAUAGUAUUCAUUCUCCUUAGAUAUUGUAUCAAGAAAUCAAUGCUCAAACAAACAAAACAAAAUAUUCUCCUUAGAUAUUGUAUCAAAAAAGCAAUGCUCAAACAAACAACAUAUAAUAUUCUCCUUAGAGUUUGCUCAAACAAACAAAAUAAAAUACAAUACGCAACACAAUUAAAUUAUGGGUUUGACUUCCAGUUUGUACGGACUUCUUUAAAAAAAAAGUGCACUAAAAACAAAAAAAAGCUGUUACGAUGGUUACUGAACAUACGCACACAAAAACCAUGUCUGUUAAAAAAAAAAGGUUACUGUGUAGUGUUUCUGAACAGUUUUGUGUGGUAAGGCUCAAAGCAUGAAAAAACGCAAAGCGCUUUUUCGUACCCGUUGCAGUAAGAUGUGACGCGCUUGCCACACUCCGCGCAGUUCCGCCGGUGGCGAUGGCUGGAGGUCUCCAACGCAGUGUACUGCUUCGGGUAGUGCUUGAAGCCUUGUGUGUUUCUGUCUGUUUCACGGUGGUGUGUAAUAAUGGGCGUAGGCCUGGGUUGUGGAGAGUGCCGUCACAAAUGACAAUUGCAGGCUUAAUAUUCUCUGCUAAAUCUGGAUUGCCAAAUAAACCAUCUGGAAUAAUUUUAUUUUCCUGAGCUACAUCUUGGAUUGACAAACAUCCUAAUCCCAAAUAUAAUGGCACAAACGAGUUUGUUAAACAAUUUCUAGCUUUAGACAUGUAUCUUUCUAAAGUACUUCUUGCAAGUUUUACUUCUUGGAAGUUUAAACAAUGUAGACAAUCGUUCAUAGCUUUCUCCAGUUCUGAGCUUAACUAACAAUAUACUUAAUUCCACACUUGGGCAUGGAACUUCAUGUGAUAAUUGUGGUAUAUGGGAAAGCAAUUGGUAAAACUCCUCAGAGUUAAUGCCUAACCAAUAGUAGCAGAGAUGAGAAUUCAUUUCUCUUAUGUUAGAGAAAUCUAUCUGUCUGCGACCAGGGACACGAUUCUCAUGCAAUCGAAAAAAGUUCACAUUCGUAAAAUAAUUCGAAGAUCGAAUUUUUUUCGAUUGUUACACAGUGUGUGUAUUCUGAGAAGUUCACGAUCGAAAAAAUUCGAUCGAACACCACUCGAACGCAACGAGUGCUACUGACCACUCGAAGUAGGAGUUCGUAUACGAAAUUAGCUGUCAAAGUCAUAAUCCGCCGCUGUAAAAUCAUAAUUGGUUUUAGCUGUGAAAAAUCAAGGAAGUUUUUCUCUUUAUCCAAUUUUAAGCUCAAAAUGAACGAGGACGAAUUUAUCGUUGACUUCUUCGGUAACCUGCUUGAGGAGUUGGAAGCAGCGACCGUGGAUCCGCCGCGGCGUAGAGUUCCGGCAAAUUUGGAUCCCUUUAGCUUCAGCGAUGCCCAGUUUAUAAAACAUUUUAGGCUCACUAAAAGCCUUGUAUUGGAUCUCAUCCAAAUUAUUGAGCCAGUGAUUGAGCAGCGAUCACGGAUUGAUAUAAAAACCAAGGUGUUGUGUGCAUUGCAUUUUUUUGGAACAGGGAGCUACCAAACACCUUCAGCAAAAUUAAACUGCCUAAACAUUUCGCAACCAUCUGCCUCCCGGUGCAUCUCGGAGAUAGUUGAUGCUUUAAAUCAUCCAAAUGUAUUUGGUACUUGGAUUCGUUUUCCAAGUACUCAUCAAGAACUCCAUGAAAUUUCGAGAAGCUUCUGCACUGCCUAUGGGUUCCCAGGGAUUGUUGGUUGCAUUGACUGCACCCAUAUUUCCAUAGUUCCUCCUCAAAGACCAUUUGAGGAGAGGAGCUAUGUAAAUAGGAAGCAUUACCACUCCAUCAAUGCGCAAUUGAUAUGCGAUUCAAACUUAAAAUAUUAAAUGUAAAUGCUCUGUUCCCUGGAAGCACACACGAUUCAUAUAUCUGGAAUAGCUCCAACGUCCUUCCUGUGAUGGAACAAUUAUACACAAGUGGCCAUCAAAGUUAUCACCUUAUAGG